Molecule: messenger RNA, 712 nt
Organism: Pseudomyrmex gracilis
Lineage: Eukaryota; Metazoa; Arthropoda; Insecta; Hymenoptera; Formicidae
Product: GATA zinc finger domain-containing protein 1
Exons: 3
Coding region: 7-702 (231 amino acids)
Biological process (GO): chromatin organization; regulation of DNA-templated transcription
Cellular component (GO): nucleus
Molecular function (GO): zinc ion binding; sequence-specific DNA binding
Source: RefSeq, a predicted model, not a curated record
UGUCUAAUGCCACUCGGUAAUAAACCGGAAUGCGUGAAGUGCGGGACUCGGGAGACGCCGUUGUGGCACUCGACUGAUGCUGGUAACCUGUGCAACGCGUGCUUGGAGGACGAACGGAAUGCCGAGGCACACACGUCUUCCAAGACGGACGAUGACGACAAAAGCGGCCUGCUGAAGCCUAGGAGAAGCACCAGGAUUACCAAAUAUUGCAACACAAAGGCAACAGGCUCGUACAGAGUUGUUCCCAAGGGCAAGGGUCGCAGGAACUUGUUUAAAAAAACGCCAAUCAAGGCGCCUACUGCCACCGCAACUCCAGUCACGAGCAACUAUGUGUUCUACAAGGGCACAUAUUUUCAAGUUGGAGAUGUAGUUUCUGUGCUUGACACAGACGGUAGUGUUUUUUAUGCCCAGAUACGUGGCUUAUUGACCGAUCAGUACUGCGAAAAGAGCGCAGCUCUUACCUGGCUAAUGCCCACUUCAGCUAGUCCUCCACCAGACGAAGGUUUCACUCCCGAAACGUACAUGAUCGGGCCGGAGGAGGAUUUGCCACGGAAAUUGGAAUGUAUGGAAUUUGUAAUGCAUGCGCCAUCGGAUUAUUUUAAACUGAAAAAUUCACCGUAUCCACCCACGUUGACGGAAAAAGGAGGAGGUUUUAUAUGGACGACUCCUAAAAAUGAAAUUACCUUGUCUAAAAAGCAUUAAAUUCUCGUGG